AUGAGUUCACUGAAGCUGCAGAAGCGUCUGGCUUCUGCAGUCCUGAAAUGUGGGAAGAAGAAAGUAUGGCUAGAUCCCAAUGAAAUCAAUGAGAUUGCCAAUGCCAACUCUCGUCAGAAUAUCCGGAAGUUGAUCAAGGAUGGUUUGAUCAUCAAGAAGCCUGUAGCAGUUCAUUCAAGAGCUCGUGUGAGGAAGAAUACAGAGGCAAGACGUAAAGGAAGACACUGUGGCCAUGGGAAGAGAAAAGGUACAGCCAAUGCUCGAAUGCCACAGAAGUUACUUUGGAUUCGGCGUAUGCGAGUUCUCCGAAGGCUGUUGAAGAGGUAUAGGGAAGCAAAGAAGAUCGACCGUCAUCUCUAUCAUUCCCUCUACAUGAAGGUCAAGGGUAAUGUCUUCAAGAACAAGAGGGUAUUGAUGGAGUUCAUCCACAAGAAGAAGGCAGAAAGGGCAAGAUCUAAGAUGUUGAGUGAUCAGGCUGAGGCCCGCCGGCAGAAGGUGAAAGAGUCUAGGCGCCGCCGGGAAGAGCGACUCCAGCAGAAAAAGCAAGAUUUGCUGCAGAUUGUGGGUGAAGACAAGAAAUAA
Darwinula stevensoni is the source of this 582-nucleotide messenger RNA. The record is from the annotation of a GenBank genome assembly. NCBI's taxonomy places the organism in Eukaryota, Metazoa, Arthropoda, Ostracoda, Podocopida, Darwinulidae.